Molecule: messenger RNA, 2203 nt
Organism: Sabethes cyaneus
Lineage: Eukaryota; Metazoa; Arthropoda; Insecta; Diptera; Culicidae
Exons: 7
Coding region: 1-903 (300 amino acids)
Source: RefSeq, a predicted model, not a curated record
AUGGUUAACCUUGAAAAAGUGUUACUCUUUGUGUCUAAUGAGAGCCUAAGAAGCGAUCAAGUGCUAAUCAACGAAGUAAACAAAGAGAAGAUAUCCAUCGACGCAGGACGAAGCCAACGAAUAUCGACAACGAUUGUAGCUGUUUCGUGUAACGAUAACGGCUCAGAUUUGGCGCACUUACCCGAGGUGACCAGCCCAAAGCUGGACUACUAUGGCUACGAUGUGGUCAACAAUCUGUCCUCCACCAGUGAUCAGCCAACAACGGCAUCGACGACAGCUGUCGGAGAGGGGAGUGACGUAGACAACAAUAAUAUACAAGAUUUACUUAACGAUACAGAUUCAGAACUUUCCUCCCUAUCGCAUGUUGAUGCUCCCAACGAUGUCCUGUAUAUGGUUUGCGGAGUCGUCAUUGCCAUGCUCCUCGUGGGCCUCAUCAUAGUUUUAGUAGCAGUCACAAUCAGCAAAUUGAGAAAGCGUGAAGAAUCCAGCGUUAGUCCAGUGACGGCGACAAACGUGGAGGCACCACCGUCGCAUCAUCACCAAAACAAUAGUAGCAGUUACAAUAACAGCAACCAUCACCAUAACCACUAUAGCAGUAGUAACCACAACAACAGCCACCAGCAUCAGCUAGAGAAUGGAUACUCCGUGCCGACUCCGGUGGCUUUCCGGCAGAGUCCUUCGAGUGUCUGGGUAUUUCCGCCAUUACCACCGCAGCCCAACAUCUACAGUUACAACGCCAAUAGUCAAGACGCGUUAGUGCAUAACGAGAAGACCGGCUUCAAAGGACUGAAGCGACAGCUCUCCGGCCGUUUCAAGCGGUUGGUGUCGCGAAAAUCACACGAACCUGCUCCGGUGAUACCGCCUGAACUGAAGCCCCAGCUGAAGACCAUCUAUGUUUAUUAAUAAAAAUGAUAAUAAUAACAAUAAUAAUAAUGACGAUAAUUUUAGGAGCCGUAACAGGAAAACAAGAUAUUGAUUAGUGUUCAGUUGAAUUUGUUUUUUUUUUUGAUCCAUUGAUUAAUUUGCUUCCGUAAAAGGGGCUUGUUUCCUUUUAAACUUUGGAUAGCGUUUCCGUAUCCCAACGUAGUUUUGAUUUGUGUACGCAGACAAUUGUUUAGAGAAUUUUAGAAUCAGAGUGGAAAACACCUAAAGCAAAAAAUGAUAUUAAAUUCAAUUUUACGAUUUUUUUACAAUUUUUAAUGAUUCAAAAUUGUCUGUAGGAGCCAGGAAAAACGAUGAACAAUAUUGAUCGCCAUUCCAAUUCGUGAUAUGUUUCCAUCGUUUAAAACUAGUUUGUGCAAACCCAGCAUAAAACAGAAUAGUGAAGUCGUUCAAGAACAAGUAAUUAUUAUUAUUAUUAGUAAACCUAGAAGAAGACUGAUACAAACAUCAACCUUUUCUUAAGGGAAACUGUGGAAAGCAACGUCGAAACGUUAGCUAGCAGCUGGAAGGAGCGGAGUGGUUUCUGAGAGUACAUUGUAUUUCUAAUUCAGUUUUGGCUUAGAGCAUGGAAGUAUUUCAGUUUAUUAUCCUAGUAUUUAAUGUCAAUCAGUCUAGCUUAACUCAUACUAGAGCGACUCAAUUAGAACAAGGAUGGUAGAAAGGCGUAGAAAAGCAAUACGAAACAACAAUUAAGUAAUUAGCGGUCACCGAGCUUAUAUACUGUACUGUGUUGCUAUGUAGAGGAUGAAGAUAUUUAUUUUUAGACGAAAUCAGGGCCCUCCCUCUUUAGAUUAUGCUAGGCAGCUUUCUAUGAUUCCUUGAGCAAACUGCAUUACGCUAUUUUAGAGAAAAGUAGAAAACAAACUGUAGGUGAAAUCAGAUCAAUGGUGACAGCUGGAGUCGAAGGUUUCUAGCACACGCAUUAGAUAAAAUUACUGCAACCAGAUAGCCACUAUACAAACACGGACAAAUAUUGGCGGACAUGUAGAAUCAAACUCAGCCUGUUCAAUAUGAUACUUUUUUUUCUGUAAAUGAUAGUUGCAAGUUGAAAAUCGAAGCUAAUAACACCAAUGGGCUACGCGGCAAAACGAAGUAGAUAGACAGAGUCAGACACAAAUAGGAGGGAUGUUCACUCACAUUGAGUGCCGAAAGCACAAAUACAUACACUGCGAAGGCUACUGCAACGGUCCAACGGACGUGUAUUCGUGUGACCGAACAAGUUGUAUGAAAUCUGCAUAAUUUAAAUAAAUGCGAUAACUUA